GCCAGCGUGGAGAAUAAUUCAACAUGGAUCAAUGGAGAAAUGGUGACGGCAGAUCUGGAUGGGCACCGUCAUAACAAUAUCCUCAGUGGACUAGUCAUUAUCGUAAACGAAAGAAUUUCUUGGCCUGAUUUGUGAGUGCCUGCUUUUAAAAGAUAUAAAGACAACGUUGAAGACUCGGGGGUAGAUUUUUUCUCAUCCAAACUCACUUUGGUAUCCUGGUAUCCGGUCCACUCUUUAUCCAAAUUAUCACAUUCGUUUACAAUGCGUGUCACUAAAGGCCUUUUUUUGGCUGUCGCUCCUUUGGCGGUCGCUGCCCCUACUCCCUCUUUAUUCGGUGAUAUUCUUGCUCUCGAAGCUGGUAUUGCCAAAGUUGUCACCACAGUCGUAAGCACUGUCAAAUCGGAUAUCCAAGUUGCUGUUUCCAAGAUCGGCGCUACUCUCCAAACCGAUGCCUCAAAGCACGGUUCUGUCUGGAAUUAUGGCAACAUUCCUUGUCCUGAGGUUGCACUUUCUAUCCAACGAUAUCUCCAUGACAUUGCCUGGACUAAGAAGUCCACUAAUUACGUUGACUGGACCACAUACAAAGCAAAUGGUGUUAAUUUCGGUGCUUGGUUAGAACAAGAACAAAACUACGAUCCAGACUGGUGGAAUGCUCAUGCACCUGACGCUAUUGAUGAAUGGGGCCUAUGCGAGACUUUGGGUGCUGAGUGUGGCCCAGUCCUUGAGGCUCGUUAUGCUUCAUGGAUUACCACCGCCGACAUCGACAAGCUCGCUGCUCAAAACAUAAACACGCUCCGAAUUCCCACUACAUAUGCAGCUUGGAUCAAAUUUCCUGGUUCCAAAUUAUACCAUGGUAAUCAACAAACCUAUCUCCGAAAUAUUGCCCUCUAUGCUAUCCAGAAGUAUGGAAUGCACGUCAUUAUCGGUCUUCACUCUCUUCCUGGAGGAGUUAACUCCUUGGGUAUCGGUGAAGCUUUCGGACAUAGCGGGUGGUUCCAAAAUGCAACAAACUUAGACUACUCCUUCAAGGCCAUCGAUGCUAUUUUGACUUUCAUCCAAAGCUCUGGUCAACCACAAGGUUUCACCAUUGCUCCUAUUAAUGAAGCGAGCGAUAAUUUUGAAGCAUUUGCUAGUAGUGAAGGGCUUACGGCAAACGGUACUAACUGGAUCAACACGUACAUCAACGGUGUCUUGACUCGUGUCGGUAAAGUCAACAAAAAAAUCCCCGUCAUGCUGCAAGACUGCUUCUUGGGGGAGACUUUCUGGUCCCCAUUCUACGCUGCUGGAAUGAAUCUCGUCAUUGACUCCCAUAUCUACUUCUUCGCCGCCGCCGGUAUUUAUUCGCAAUAUGUUUCCCCAGCUAUCUGUGGCCAAGCAGAAUACACUGCAGGUGACUCCAAGUUCCCUGUUUUCAUCGGUGAAUGGUCUCUUCAGACUCUUUACAACAAUACACUUGCUGGACGUAAGGUUAUCCACGAUACUCAAGUUUACGCUUACCAGAAGUAUGUUUCCGGUAGCGCAUUCUGGAACGUCAAGAUGAUUAACAACACUGCUGCUGUUGAUGGAGAGGGUAUCACUUCCGACUACUGGUCAUGGGAACUCUUAGUUGAUCAAGGUGUUAUUACACCUACAAUCAAUGGAUCUUACUGUUAGCCAAGAUCUUGAUAUCUCGUGGUCGAUGGACGGACGUUAGGUACAACAAGUCGUCAUCUGACUUCUUUCACAUGUAUAUAUAUGACUUUAGGGGAAGACCAACUUAAUGAAAGUAAUGAAUCUAAUUUUUACACAC
This is a messenger RNA of Botrytis cinerea B05.10, 1789 nucleotides long. RefSeq lists its product as hypothetical. Gene Ontology annotation, molecular function: glucan exo-1,3-beta-glucosidase activity. Gene Ontology annotation, cellular component: cell surface; extracellular region. Bases 262 to 1653 code for a protein of 463 amino acids. Gene Ontology annotation, biological process: glucan catabolic process. Lineage: Eukaryota; Fungi; Ascomycota; Leotiomycetes; Helotiales; Sclerotiniaceae. The transcript has 2 exons. The record is from RefSeq and is a predicted model, not a curated record.